AUGCUAUGCCCGGACAACACCUGGACAGCCACUGACAACCAUUGUUACAAAAAAGUGGACGGAGUGGUGGCCAAUGAGGCCGAGGCUAAGACCAAGUGCGCGGCACUGGGCUCGGGCUCAGUGCCCGUCACCGUUCACAGCGAUGCCGACAACACUGAACUGUUGACAUUUUUUGCCUCCAGUUAUGACACAAGCUUUUACAUAGGGCUUGAGUACAGCCCCGCAGCCAAGGACUGGAAAUGGGUGGACUCGGGCGACACCCAUACCUAUCACGCCUGGGACAACACCGCCGAUAUUACCGGUACUUUUCCAUGUGCCUACGUUAAAGUGGUCAAUACCAAGCUCACCGAUUGGCUGACCAAUGAUUGUAAACAGCCAGUUCAGUCGCUGGUGUGUCAGUCCCAGAGUAAAUCGCUGGAUAACUUGUAUGAACAGGUCGCGCUGAUCAAGACCAAGUUGGACAGUGUCACGUGCCCGGACAAGACAUGGACACCACAGGGCAACAACUGUUACAGAAACAUACCGUACGCUGUGGCCAAUGAGGCCGAGGCCAAGACCAAGUGCGCGGCAAUGGCCACGGGUGCGGUGCCGGUCACUAUUCACAGCGCCACUGAUAACAGGGAUUUAAAUUAUUUUCAUUACGCAAGCCCAGACACCAGCUUUUACAUAGGGCUUGAAUACGAUAAAUUUGCCAAUGAAUGGCUAUGGCUUGACUCGGGCAACACCCAUACCUAUCACCCCUGGAACAACACGGCCGAUAUUACCGGCGCUUUACCAUGCGCCUAUGUUAAGGUGGUU
Molecule: messenger RNA, 798 nt
Organism: Medioppia subpectinata
Lineage: Eukaryota; Metazoa; Arthropoda; Arachnida; Sarcoptiformes; Oppiidae
Source: the annotation of a GenBank genome assembly